UUGUUUAAUGAGCCUUGCUGAGGAAAAUGAAGGCGAGAAUAAUGUGAUCAGAGCAGAAUGUGUUGAGGCUGUAAGUCAAUAAGUACAUGAUUUUUAAACAAUUGAAAAUAGUGUUAUUAAAAUGUUACAUUGUAGCUUACUUUCAGAUGGCUCUUGCUCUAUGGAGAAAGGAAAAACUGACUGAGAUGAUGUCAAGGCAGGCAAAUUACUAAAUUCAAUGCAUAAAAUUCGAAAUAGUCAUUCGUCAAAGUCAUAGUCAUUCAUACAUAGUUUUCUAUUCUCCAUUUUGUGCGAGCAUUCUGACUGUUUAUUUUCUCUAAAGAGCACUUGUCUCCUAAGUAAUGAAAGCCCAUGUUGGGUGUCAGUUAUAUUUACUGGGUGGGAGAUGAAUGGUGGUUGACACGUUAGACAAGGUGUGGAAGUUUAGAACAUGGCCAUUUUUUUGUGUCAUUUAUAUGUACUUUGCAAGAAAAGUUACUUCAUUUUCUCUCCUUGCCCAGCUGUAUUAUGGGCAUGGUCAUUAUCAAUGCUCAAGGUGGGGGCAGUAAACCGUUUGCCCUAAAAAUUCUCGCAAGUUGCCCAAAUUUUUACGACACAGUUGAAAAGAAACGAGGGUCAUAAGAUGCAACAACAUAGGCCAACGAUCAAGUGAAAAUAUUCUUACAUAUUGCAAUGCUGUUGUAGGGUUCCAAAGGAGUGGCAUCUCAUCAAUGGUAGGAUUAGGUGGGGAGGAGGGGUUGGGUCAGUUCUUCAUACAUUUAUUGAAAAUCAAAUAAGCCAUGGUCUUUUAAGUAAUUGUUUAAAAUUGCCUCUUUUUAUUGGAUGUAAGUGAUAAGGAAUAAGAGUGUAAUUGUUAAUGUAAAUCAAUUUAUGUCUUCAACUCAUACUAAAACAGUGUCCAAUGGUUAUACUAUAGCCUUUGGCUUGGUACAUAUUCAUGUACUCUCUAGUAAUUUUUUGCGUUUGGCAUCUUGCAGAUGAUGAUUAAUUUUAUUGAUUGAUGUAUAUGUUGUCAGGGUUCUCAAUAGAUUUUUAAGUAGGAGGUGAUCACUGGUAAAGUAGGAGGCUCUUCAGCAAAGCCAGAGGUGUCAAAACAAAGCAAAGAAAAGCGACUUAAACACAAAGUAAGCGGCUAUAAAUCCCAAAGUAAGCGGCGAUCAAUCGCCGGGUGCCGCCUUCUAUUGAGAACCCUGAACUGUUGUAGUUAGUUUUUUAUAGCAGUCAAUUUUUAUUUUUCUUUUGUUUCAACUUCAUCAGCAUACAUUAUCAUACCCAGAAACAGAAGAAAAAUAAAAAUUACCUGACAUAAAAAAUUAACUACAACAUAUACAUGUAUCUGUAUGCACUUUUUAAAGCAUUUUAACUUAAAUGUUUUAUUCAGAUUAUUUUUACUUCUGAAGAAAUUAAUUUAUAAGGUUACAGUGUUCUCUCCAAAAUUUAUUAGCUGAGAGGGGUACUUUCCUGAGGGGGAGGGGGUAGUGGAGUGAGGGACAUGGCCCCACCCUAAGAGGAGCUGAGUACUUCGAAACUUCAUUCCCUCAUUUUAAGACCUAUUUUAUGCAAAAUCGGCUGUUAUCAUCUUUGGACAACCAUCUAAAAUGUUUGAUUCCAAUAAUUUGACUCUGUCUUCAAUGUUCUCCUUCCAAAGUGCGUGGGCCAUUAAAGGAAAAGCUGUGUCUACUUUAGUACUUUUCCAUAUAUUUUUUCAUUUCCUUGAUUGGAUCGGGUCACAAUUUGCGUAUUUUUUAAAAACUACUUAUUUAAUUUUAGUAAACCUUUAAGCGGUUACAGGCGGUAAGAGUGGUUGCUUCACGCGGUAAUUUUUACCAUUAACCGCCUGAUAAACACUGAAUCCUUAGAUUUAUGAACCUGUUGUUGAAAACAAAUGGGAAAAGAUACUGUACUGGAAAUUGCUGUUAAAAACAGCUUCUAUCUGAACGGUUUUAAAGGAUUACUUAGGAGAAUUGUUACAGGAAGUUAAAUACGGCGUAGUAACAAAUUAUAGCACAUAUUUUCCCGAUUCUGAUUGGCUAAAAGAACACGUUUAAUUAACCAUAACCAGAUGCUGAUGACCAAAUUUGGAAGAAUUUUGUGUUUAACGAGGAAAUGACGUCAAAAAUGCAGCGUUUUCGCAGGUUAAGGCACCGUUAACCGAGAAGACCGGGGGACGAGGUUGAGUUGUUUUGGUUGUGAACUUGAAAAAUGGCAGACAUUUCACUUGUUUCAAGAGUAAGAACUAGGCGAAAAAAUAGUUAAAAACAUGGCAAGAACAGCAAGAAGACAACUCGAAGGGCGACAUCUGCUAUUUGGAGAAUAUUUGCGGGGCUGGACAAACCUAAACGUGCACUAUUGAAGAUGAACUUAACAUCAAUGAAUCGAUGGAGGUAAGCAUGUUUUAGCCAUGUUUUUAAACUAGGAAUUAUUUUGAAUGAAUAAUUUAACAAUUAUUGAAUUCGGCUUUCGUAUCAUAUAAUUCUUCAUAAGAUACUCAGCCUCAUUCAUUAAUUGUUAAAUAUAAUCCUGUUUAUUGCAUGACUCUACCUUUAAACAUCUUGGUUUUAAGUGUGCGUGCAUGGACUUGUGGAGCCUGUUUACCACCAGUUGCAAUAAUACUUCAGUUGGUGUAUCUUACUUUGGCUUAAACUGCCUGUCCAUGAUCUUGUACUGGUGACCCCCCUCGUCCCCCUUUUCAAAGUUGCUAGCAAUACAAGGUCAUGCCCAAAAUUUGGAGGAACAACUUUAAAUGGAGGGAAGGGAGGGGUUGACUAUUGUACCUCACAAAUGUGAUAAGCAGCACUUUGAAGAAAGAAAGGCCGGUUUUUCAUCGGAGUGUCUCAUUGUUUUUGCAACUGGUUGUAACUUCUAAUAAAAAAGGGGCAAUCGUUGUGUGAUCUUUUUUAAUAUUUUGGUUGAAUUGACUUAUUUUACACUCUGAAAUGGUAGAUUGAAACACUCUUGGAAGAGACUGGAGCUGGUACUGAUUACCGCAUUGAUCAUACUUUGUAUGCUGCUUGUGAGCCUGUUGUUCAGACUGUUUGUAAAGAUAAAGGCAAAAAGGAAGGAGAUGUCAUGUAA
Messenger RNA from Porites lobata, 3075 nucleotides. The record is from the annotation of a GenBank genome assembly. NCBI's taxonomy places the organism in Eukaryota, Metazoa, Cnidaria, Anthozoa, Scleractinia, Poritidae.